UCGGAGGUCGCGGAUUCACGUUCCGGGGCUUGUGCAGGAGCGAGGAGGUUCGUCUGCCCGGCGUCUCUCCUCUUCCUUACUCGAACUCUCUCGUCUCCCAUCACCGCGGAGUAUCUCACUCUAUCUCUGUCGGAGUCUCCACUCUCUCUCUCUCUACCCACGCGGCGAUCUCCAUCCACCCCUGUGGCUCUUCAUCACUCCGGUGGGCUGCGUACGGCCUCACCAUGGGAGUUAAGGGACUGUGGACCCUGCUGGACUCCACCGGGAGACCCGUCGACCUGGAGUCUCUGAAGGGGAAGGUCCUGGCAGUCGACGUGAGCAUCUGGAUGAACCAGGCGGUGCGGGGGGUGCGCGACCGCCACGGCAACCCCAUCAAGGCGGCUCACCUCGUCACGCUCUUCCACCGCGUCUGCAAGCUGCUCUUCUACGGCAUCAAGCCCGUGUUCGUGUUCGACGGCGCCGCGCCGCUCCUUAAGAGGAGAACUCUGGAUGUGCGGCGGCAGCGCAAGGGUGACGCCGAGCGAGACUCGUCGCGUGCGGCCGAACGCCUCAUGAAGGUGCUGCUCAAGAAGGAGGCCGUGGGCGCCGUGCUGGGCAGGGAGAGGGUGCGCUCCGCACGUGGCGCCGCGGACCGAACGGCCGACGCCGACUUCUUCAAGCUGCCGGCGCUGCCCCAGCUCCCGCGCAGCUCAUCGUCAGAGGAGGAAGUGGAGGAGGUGGAUGAAGUUGGCAGGGCCGACCCAGCCACGUGGCAGUAUCAGCUUCAGUUUGAGGAGGACCCAGGCUCCGUGGACGUGGAUUCGUCCGACUUCAAGUCUCUCCCGAGCGAGAUCCAGCACGAGCUGCUCACGGAUCUGCGCGAGGCUCACAAGCGCCGCCGGACCCUCUUCCAGGCCAUGCCCGAGGAGUCGGUGAGCUUCUCCAACUACCAGCUGGCGGGGCUGCUGCAGCGCAGCCGUAUGAGCCGCCGCAUCGAGGGGCUGCAGGAGGAGAUGAGCGGCAGCGCGAGGGCCCAGGGCCACGAGGGCCUCGCCGGCGCGGGGCCCGGCCAGCGCGUGGAGUCCCAGCGCGUCGUUUCCGAGGAGACGAGCCACUACAUCCUCAUACGGGGUCCAAGGGAGCCCGAGGGUCCGGCCGCGAGCCAGGGGACCGCGCCAGCUUCGCCCGGCGGCUCCAGCAAGAGCGAGCGCCCGCCGGGGCCGCUCGGCCGCUCCGCGUGGAGCCCGGCGCCCGUGCGCGCCAGCGAGCCGAGCCCGGCCAACGGGGCCCGCGCGGGAACUCCGUGCGGGACUCACGAGGGGGCGGAGGUCACCGCCGCGGAGGGCGGCCCGGCAGUGGGGGCGGCGGCUGCCGCUGCUGCGAGUCAGGGCUCGAGUCGUGGAGUGGUUGCCGUGGCAAUGGGCCUGGGUCAAGAAGUGAUCGCCGUGGCGAAGAGGCUGAGUGAGGAGGCGGUUGUGCAGAGGAGGCUUAGUGAGGAGGAGGCAGUUGUUGUUGAGGAGCGCAUGGAUGAGAAGGCGGUUGCCAUUGAGAGGAACCUGAGUGAGGAGGAGGUUGUUAUAAAGGAGCACCUGGAUGAGAAGGUAGUUGCCAUGGUAAAGGAGGAGGUCAUGAAGAGGAGCCUGGGUAAAGAAGUGGUUGCCGUGGAGAAGAAGCUGAGUGGGGAUGCUUUUGACAUGGUAAAAAGCCCGUCCGAGGAUGCAAUUACCAUGCAGAAGAGGAUGGAUGAGAAGGCGGUUACCACGGUAACGAUCCAGGAUGCGGAGGCGGUUGUCAUAGAGAGGAGGUUGGGCGAUGGUACACUUGGUGUGGAAAAGAGUUUGAGUCAUGGGGUGGUUACCAUGGACAAAAUAAUAGAUAGGCAAGGAGUUGCCAUGGAGAAGAACCUGGGUGAGGGGGCGGUCGUCGUAAAGAAGAACCAGGAUGAGACGGCGGUUACCGUGGCACAGAGCCUAGAUACGGAGGUGGUUACCAUGGAGACGAGCCAUGCGGGAAGUGCUGGGGGGAGGAGCGAACCGCACAGAGUGGAAGGUGGAGGGGAGGUGGAUGGGUGCGGCCGGUGCAGCGGCGUCGUCGCCGUGGCAGUCGGGGACCCCAGCUCCCGCCCGCCCCUCCCGACGCGGCCGCCUCCAGUGGAGGGCCCCACGGCGGACGCGGCCGCCUCCUCCAGCGAUGAGGACGACGAGGACUUUGUGGAGGUGUCCUCUGUGAGCGAUGUCGGCUUCGAGCGGGGCGAGGAGGAGGAAGAGGAGAAGGAGGAGAAGGAUGAGGAGCAGGACAAGGUGGAGGAGCUAGAAGGUGAUGCUGGGAUCUCUGUCGCCGAGUCUGGAGGUCCAAGCCGGUGUGACCCCGUGACCCCAGCGGAGCAGAGUCCUUCAUCCCCGAGCAUCCCAGCACAGCCACCUAGCCCAGCCUUCUCACCCAUGACACAGGAGGAUCUGGAGAGCCUGCAGUACGACCUGAGCGAGGAGGAGCAGACGCUGGUGUCCGAGCGGGGCCACCAGGAGCGCAUGGCCACCACCAUCACGGAGCAGAUGUGCUUCGAGUGUCAGGAGCUGCUGCGCAUGUUCGGCUUGCCGUACAUGACGGCGCCCGGGGAGGCCGAGGCUCAGUGCGCCGCCCUCGACCUCGCCGACCGGACCCACGGCACCAUCACCGACGACAGCGACAUCUGGCUGUUCGGAGGCCGCUACGUCUACAAGAACUUCUUCAACCAGAACCGGCACAUCGACUUCUACCAGCUGGUGGACGUCCAGCGGCACAUCGGGCUGGACAGGACGAAGCUGGUGAAUCUCGCCUACCUCAUGGGCAGCGACUACACGGAUGGCGUCGCCGGGGUCGGCGGGGUCACGGCGCUCGAGAUUCUCAACGAGUUCGGCGGCCCCGGCAUAGAGCCCCUUGUCACGCUGCGGGCAUGGUGGGACGAGGCGCAGAAGAACCGCAAGCUGCACGCCCGUCCCGUGGAGAGCAAGCUGAAGCAGAGGCUGCGCCAGCUGACGCUGUCGGAGGGCUUCCCCAACCCGGCGGUGGCGCGGGCGUACCUCGAGCCGGCGACCAGCACCGUCGCCGGCGGCUUCUCCUGGGGGCAACCGCAGCUGCUCAGCAUCGCCGAGUUCUGCCAAAGCCGCUUUGGAUGGGAGGUGAAGAAGACGGAGGAGCUGCUGCGCCCGGUCUUGAAGCAGCUGAGUGCCACCCAGAGCCAAUCGCGCAUCGACUCCUUCUUCCCGGUCGUGCACUCGGAGGUCAGGAACAUCAGGAGCAAGCGCAUGAAGCGCGCCGUCACCACCAUGAAACGGCAGGAGGCGCAGACGCCAGCCGAGGCCGCGGGUUCCGAGCCAGGCCCGGCGGGGCCGGAGCCGACGGCGCGGGCCCCCGCCGGGGGCUUCCUGGGGCCUGCCGCGGACUCGGGCGCGGCUCGCAGCAACGGCUCGAACGACGUUCCGUGCCCGGGGCUCAAGAGGAAGCGCGGGGGAGCGGGCGGGAGCGGAGAGACAGCCGGAGGGGCCUGCCCAACGGGGAAGGCGGCGACGCAAAAACGCGCCAAACGCAAACCGCGCCACAAAGACGGCAGCAGCAGCAGCAGCAGCAGCAGCGGGGACGAGGCGGCUUGCGACUUCAACACGAGCGGUCGCACGGUGACGGCGCAGUCGGCCUUCAGGGGCCGCGGCGUGGCGCGAGGCGGGAGGCGAGCGAGGGCGGGCAGGCGGAGGUGAAGCGGCGCCGUGCGGCCCCUGGGGCCUCACGGCGGCGGGUUCAGUGUUCACGUUCUGUCUGUCGCUUCCCGCCAAGCCCCGUUGCAGAGGUCACUGGGCCCGUGAACUUCCGGCAGCCGUACUUCCGCUGUUAUCCCACCUGUUGCUGACCACUCCGUGUCAUCCCUCUCCAUCCUCGUGCCCUCUUACGCUCCGAUCAGUCCGUCUCCUCCUCAGCCGUCCUUUGGCUGCGAUCCUUCGACGUUAUUCGACAUCGUAUGGGUCGGUCACAGCGCUCCAGCCGCGUUCAUGGUGCAGAGGUGGUUAAGGGCUCGCUGUGACCAAAAGAAACCAGGGACCUAUGGUAUUGAUGAUGAGAUGUGUAAGACAUAUGCCCUUUGAGCUAGGCCAAAAUAAUCAUAGUCUACAUUUUUUUUUCCACGCCAAUCUCACGGGCUUUCAGAACACUUCUGCAUCAUUCUCUUUCUGGAUCAAACUGAAUAAACAAAACUUAUCGCUGUGACGUCGCCAAUGAAGCACGCGGCGUCCUCUUGUUGUCCACGUGAUGUGUCGCGGUGUUUUGCCGCUGCCACUGUGGUUCAGCAGCCUUCCAACUCUGGUCUCGGGGAGAGUCGGGGGUAUGAAUUAACGUGUUUUCAACCGGGCGCUCUGUGGUGUUGUUUUUUUUUUUUACCGCACGCUGAAAUUCACAACGAUGAAUUGGCCAGACAUCCCAAUCGGCACCGUUCUGAACGAGUGCCGUGACCCAUGUGUGUAUGUAUGUUGAACUUCUUUCGCACCGUACAUAGCCAACCGUGGCUCAUCGGAGGUGCGGGGGAAGGACAAUAACGAGGUUAUUGCCGGGUGAAUAAAGAGCUCAAACCUGCCGAACAUCGAUGAUCUGAACAAUAUCUCGCCUCCACCGUUGAGGUUCGGAACUUGUCCGUUUUGGAGCCGUUCACAGAGUGUGCGCAAUGAAAAUUUCGUCAUCUCAACCAAGUGGUCCAAUGGGCUUCAAGCAACAUGCCCAACAAACACUUGAUCAGCAAGCUCACCGCCACAUUGCCCGGCUUCCACCACCACCACCACCACCCACCACACUGUCCGUCUUCUGUCUUCCAUGGAAACAAAUGUGCAGCGCUUAACCGGAUUCUCACAAACCACAGAAGAUGCGGACACCUGAUGCACACGUGGAAUCUCGGAGACUCAACUACAGACACUAAAUCAUGGACCACGUAGCAUUGCACUGCCUCUGAUGUACAUGGGUGGGUGAGUGAGUGGAUGGUUAUUGAAUCCCUCUUGUUUAAUCUAUAUAAAGCCAUAUGGAAGAGAGAAUUAGGAGCUAUUGCUCAUUAUUUAUUACAGAUGACCUGUCUACAACCAGGCUUAGGUUUUUCACAUUGUGAGGUCAACCAUGAGGCGAAAGAGAAACUGAGUUGCUUUACAGUGCUUCCAUCUGCCUCUCAGAUAUUUUAAGUUAACUGUUCGAAAUGCAGUCGUAAUGAAAUAGGAAAUUUCGCUGUUGAUUGUCGACAAUUCAAGCCAUUGACUUGCCAACCUCAUGAAAUUACGUGGCCAUACGUGACAACACCGCUAUUUAUAGUGCUACCUUAUAAACCACGUCGGUGCCAAACGUGCAUUUGUGAACACGCUCGGAGGCCCGUAACACCCAGCGGUUGACUUGCUGAACGGUCACGAUUCGGGAUCGGAGUUCAAUCCAACGAUCGAUCGUAUUUCAUCUCCUCCCUUGGCAUUUGCCAUGCUGCGUCUCAUUUCCAUCGUUCUAACUGCUUCAUUAGUCUACAUGUAUCAUCAUAUCGUUGGGAUAUGCCGUGAAUAAGUCAUCUCGCACGAUUGGACGGGGUGUUUUCAUUUGCAUAAGAAUCAAUUUUUAUCUUGAUUUGAAGCUUUCGUGACUGCAGCAAUCCAUACUCUUUGGUGCUUUCGGUAAAGUCGCGUAGGUAUAAUUUUAAUUAACGAAUUGAUGCAUCCUCCUGUUUAAAAGACCCAGUAAACAAUUAUUGGUGAGGAAAGAUCUCAACAAAAUUAUGCUUCUCACAGUAAUUUAAUCUCUGGACGUGCCAUCCCUACAUGCCUACGAGUAUGACACGUACAGCCUUCUUUGUGUGACACUGCUGAAUGAGGGCCUUCCUGUGCUGUGGAGGUCGUCGGCAGUUUUGUUUUAAAUACAUCACCGCGCUCGUGAAGUGCGGGUUUGGUGAAGAUAAGGAGCAUAGACCAAACAGCACAACAGUAGAUUUUGUUACGAUUCGUCCAUGCUGCCCACAAACAUUGCCACCACAAGACGUGUCAUUUGCGCUUGUCAAUCACUGCCAAUGCAGCAGCAGCAUCACACAUUUUUUUUAUUUGCUAAAUAACGAAUGUGUAAAGUACAUUGCUGGCGUAAUGUUCGGUUCUCGUUCAGUAACAAUAGCGGCGGCGGCAGCAGCAAUAAUGGGAGCAGCAGGAAUCUGGAGAGCGUCACUCACCAAUUACCGACUCCGAUGGCCCGGCUGGACAUUGCAGAGAUUUACAUUUUGCUUAGUGUAACACGUAGGACUUUCGCGACCGAUAUCCAAUAUAUAU
Molecule: messenger RNA, 6275 nt
Organism: Petromyzon marinus (sea lamprey)
Lineage: Eukaryota; Metazoa; Chordata; Hyperoartia; Petromyzontiformes; Petromyzontidae
Gene: ERCC5
Product: ERCC excision repair 5, endonuclease
Biological process (GO): nucleotide-excision repair
Cellular component (GO): nucleus
Molecular function (GO): DNA endonuclease activity; single-stranded DNA binding
Source: RefSeq, a predicted model, not a curated record